AUGAGCUCUCCUGAUGAGGUUUCUCUUCGGGGGGCCAAUUUGGGGCCAGAAAGUGGGGAGCACUCAGAAAGACGCCGCUUUGCCCACGGCUUCCCAAGGGGACACGGCAUAGGCCCUGAGGAGAGGCUGUUAAGGAGCAGAGAGGACAAAAUGUGUCACCCGGUCUCCAAGACCUUUCAGUGUGAAUCCUGGUUAGACAGGGAGGACAUGGAGGGAAGGUCAGUCAUUUGGGGCUGCGAAGGCCGGCCCGGCACUCCGGUGGAUGACAGAGGGGACAGUUUGGACUUUGUCCAGCAGCUGGCCGUAGAAGGUACGAGCUUCGGGCAGCAUGUAGCCAACCGGGAGGCCUGGGGUGUCCACAGACAUCCGUCUCCCCAAGCCUGUGCGGCUGAGCCCUUUACCAUCUGGGGAGACUCAGACGCGAGCACGCUCAGGAGAAGCGCGCGCCCGCUGACCUCAACAGAAGGGAAGCAGUACGCAGCAGCCCAACUGCACCCCAGAGGUCUAGGGAGAGGCAGGGCCUGGAUGACCCCGAGAAGAAGUGCCACCAGUCGAAUGAUAGCCAGUGAUGACACUCAAUAUCCGUCCUCCGACCCUGAAUCUUCUGAUGAGUUCAGUGAGAUACAGAUGAUGAGGGUAACCAUUUGUCUCAAAGAAGGAAGCCAGCCCAAGGCCACUGGCCUCACCGAGCUGGAAGAUCCACCUAGACACACAAAUGUCCAUGGCAGAGAAGGUUUAGUCCAUGUGCCGCCCUCUCUGCUGGCUACCACUCCAAGAGGGCUCAGUUCAGGCAUAGAAAAGCAGGCUUCAGGAGACCAGGAAAGCUCUCUAUCUAAGAAAAAGCAGAGUAUCGUUUGGAGCAGAGAAGGGAGCAGGAGCAGCCACCAAGGAGCUAUUGCAGCUGCUGCCACCGCCACUGCCAGUGCCUCGGCCAUUGCCACUACUGGUGCCCCUGCCCCUGUCGCUUCCGGUGGCUUGCCCAAGACCAGUCCUAGAAAGAAGCCAGCCCAGGAGAAGACAUGUCAGUGGGAUGCCUCAAGAGGACCCAUCGGAAGAACCUUCCCACCAUGGGGACAGAGACUCAAGUCAGCUCCUGUAGAACCAGCCACUUUCCCCCCAAUCUCAGGGGUUGCCCUGCUAGGGAAGGCCAGUAAAUGCUCACUGCCUUCAGGGCCCAAAGAGUGCAAGCCCUUCUGCACUGGGAAGAAAUCCGUGGCAAAGAGGACAAAGGAGACACAGGCAGUGUCCAAAGACGAUAACUCACCAAGAGAUCCUGGCCUGCAGGCCCAAAUUCCACCACACAGGGCAGAGCAGCCUUCCCUGUGCAUGCAUCGUGUGGAAAUGAGCAGUGGAGACUCCAACCCCAGAGCACCUCAAGUUCCAGGAAACCCGCAGUUCUUGUCCUUGAGCCAGAGAUGUGUCAGACCCAGAGCACCUCCGCCUGCUGGUGACCAGGAAGUGCCUCUACGCCUGCCAUUCCCAGUUGGAGACAGACCACAUCCAGUACAAGCAAUCGGGGGCUGCCAGCAGUGUCUGAUGUUACAGAAGGAAAUAGAUGAACUGAAGGAACAACUAGCGAUCAUGCAGGCGCUCAACGAAAAGUUCCAGGAUCUUUGAAGUUGGACCCAGAGUCUCCCCACAGAAGAGGCCAAACUACAACCCAUGGAUCCCGCUUCCUUCCAGUUCUUCUACAGCAGUGGUUCCAGCUUCCUAAUGCUAUGGCCUCUUAAUACAGUUCCUUGUGUUAUGUUACUCUCCAGCCAUGAAGUUAUUUCGUUGCUACUUCACAACUGUAUUUUUGCAACUGUUGUUUAUCAUCGUGUAAUAUCUGAUGUG
Messenger RNA from Apodemus sylvaticus (European woodmouse), 1836 nucleotides. RefSeq lists its product as uncharacterized. The coding region runs from base 1 to 1617 and encodes 538 amino acids. The transcript has 6 exons. The record is from RefSeq and is a predicted model, not a curated record. NCBI's taxonomy places the organism in Eukaryota, Metazoa, Chordata, Mammalia, Rodentia, Muridae.